CACUAUUGUAUGAUUUAUAAGAAACCGAAACCAAAGGCUGAAGCAGAAGCAGGACGUGAGUGCUUAACGUUUGCUGCACAUCCUCUCAAUAUCUUUUACGCAUUUCCCGCACAAACGUACCCCAAAACACCACGAGCCGCACCCAAGUUAAAAAGACAUUCCAAUCUUAUUUAAAAUUAUCACGAGGGUGCGGGAAAACCGAUGCAUAGAGGUGAUGUGGCAAAUUUUAAAAGACUGAGCGGCCUUGCCUGAGCCUGUGAGCGGCUGACCUUGAGAAGCUAAACAUGGGUUACACGAUUCACUCCAGCUAGACGGUUUUAUGCAUUUCCCACCCGCCAGACGGCCUUCUUAGCGGCGGACACUGAAGGAGCUGGCAAGAUGGAGGAAGGUCUUCUGUCCUUAAAGUGGAAUAACCACAAGUCUACGUUCUUCCAAGUUCUCUCGGGUUUGCGAGAAAAGCACACCUACACUGAUGUCACACUGGCCUGCGACGGGCAGGUCUAUCCAGCCCACAAGUUUGUGCUCUCAACAUGCAGUGAAUACUUUAGUGAAAUAUUUACCUCUACCAGUGGCACCAGCAUAGUCAUUGUGCUGAAGGAUGUGCGGAGACAGGACCUUGAGUACCUAAUGGACUACAUGUACCUGGGUCAGGUGGAUGUGGCUCAGUCAGAACUGCCCAGCCUUAUAAAAACCGCUGAGUGCCUUAGGAUUAAAGGGCUGGCCAUCCCUGACGAUGAGCCUCACAAAACCCAGAGGAGGGGCGCUGAUGAGAGGGAGGGGAGUCCGCCCCCUUCCAAAAAGAAACGGUACCUGCAGGAGGAUGACAGACACCCUGCCUCCUCCACCUCCACCACUAAUAACAAUAACAACACCACCAGCACCUCGUCAUCCUCUUCCUCCACCUCCGCAUCGGGUAGAAUACAGAUGGAGGUGCUGCCCCCACCAUCAGACCUCAGCUCCCUAGUGCACCUCAGACAACCUCCACACUCCCAGCAGCCCCUACAGGCACCCCCGCCACCUCCUCCAACCUCCCAGGGCAGCAGCAAGAGUCACUCCUCACAGUCACUCUCACUCAACCUCACCACCCAGGCCUCCAGAACACCCCAGGGAGGCAGUUCAGGCCCCCAUGUUCACACACCCACCUCCACCUCUGCACCAUCCUCUCACCGGCCCCACUCCUCCCCCUCCCACACCACUCCUGUCCCUGUCAUAAAGGAAGAGGCAGCAGAUCCCCCUGAGACCCCUGAAGGCUACCUGAAUGAGAGCUUUGAGGAAAAUGAGACUAAACCUGAUGUCUCAGAUCCACGGCAUCUAGAUCCUGAUGGAGCUGUUCCUGGACCUUCAGGCCUCCAAGGGUCUGACAACUGGGACGGCGAUGGAGAGAUGGGUGGGUACGGGGGUAGCGACAGCUACCCUGAGGGCAGCCUGGAGGAACAUGGAGAGUCAGAGGUACAGGGGGCAGUCGAUGUGCCCCGAACACCAGGCAUGCACCACCCUCCACCUCACCCACUAGACCCACACACCACUCAGAACUCCCUAGGCAGCAGCUCCUUCCCACAGCUCACCCAUGAACUGACAACUCAGAGAUCUAUCAGCGGCAGUGCUGUUCCACCCUCACUCUUGUCGGGUCCCUCCAGUAAUUCCAUGUUUGCCUCGUCCUUGAGUGGAAAUGCUGCACUUAGCACAUCAUUGGAGGCAUCAGACGGCUCCUCACAGGACUUCCUCAUGGGGACCCUCACAGGGGAUGGACUGUCUCGUCUCGUGUGUCCAUACUGUGGGAAGAUCAGCCGGUGCCUCAGUCACCUCCAAACACACAUCAGAGUCCACACAGGAGAACGUCCAUAUGCAUGUACCUACUGCUCCUUCAGAACAACACAGAAGGUGGCCUUGAAGGAGCACAUCUACACCCACACGGGGGAGAAGCCACACCUGUGUCCAUACUGUGACUUCAAGUGUGCCAAGAAGUGUAACCUGAACUCCCACAUCAGACGGCACCACAACAUGUGAAUGGGUGUCUUUAUAGCUUGUGUGGAAAUUUACUCAGUGGUGAUGGGUAGAAGUGAAACAGAUAAGUGGAGAAGAUGGCAAGGAAACUCAGGCUGAAGCAAUACUGUUGUGUUUUUCCUACAUCUCAGCUACGGGGCUUCCUCAGAGAGACUGUUAUUUGUGUAGUUGAAACAUAAGGGAAUAUAUAGUACAUACUUCUGCUGCAAUAUGAGCUUCCUUACUACCUUUCUCAUUUAUUCAAAAAUGUCUCUUUUUGCGUGUGUGUCUUGCAUGUCAGCUGUGCUCCUGUCAAUCUUAGGGGUGGGAGCUGGAGGGAUGUUCAAGCAGCAGGACAGCAGUGCAGUGCCAACUUUUUAGUAUACUGAAGAAAUAUAAAAGACACAUAGUUCAUAAUUGUACAAAAAAUGAAGAUAGUAUAGAUCAUAAGCACAUAAUGUCGAUGAAUUUAUGCUGGAGACAGCUUGAAUGAAAAAUAGAAAAUGCAGUGUUAUUUAUUCUCUUAUUUAUCUGCAUGUAUGUGUGAUGAAACAUAUCAGAGUUUUAAUGUGCAAUUUGGAGUCUCUUUUGAUAUAACUUUUCUGACUAUGAUAACCAUUCCAGUCAGUCAAAAGCUAACAAAAAAAUGCCAGGACAAGAGGUUGCAGUUUUUGUCCUUUUGAUAACUAUUUAGGGCAUAGGAGGGAAUACAGAGAGAUGUUCUUAAAUAUUCAUGUAUAUCUAAGGGACAUCAGAGGACUAUAAUGAAAUCAAUCCAUCUCACACACAUCUCUCAAGGCAAGAACUGGGAUGAAAUGAAGGACUGUCAACUUUUCUCAGGUUUCUUUAUACCUUUCAUUAAUAUAAGAAGUUAUUUAAUUGUCACCCUAUUCAUGUGACAAAGUGUACAUUUAAUAAUGUAUGUCAUGCAAUUUAUUUCCUGCAUUUAUUUAUUUACCUAUAUGUACUUUUAAUGAUGAAACAUAUCAUAUGAAUUUUAUGUAAGAUUUCCAUGAAGUUCUUUUUGUGAUACACUGAUGGUGCCAAGCAAGUGAAGAAUGACAGGUUACAAAAGAAAGCCUUUAUAAUGUGAGUAUGAUACCAUCGUAUGUAUGAUUAUUCAGUUAUCAUUAUGUCUAGACCUGCAUGACAGUUUACAAGAAUGCAGCAUAAACACAGGUCCAUGUUAUAUAGUUAUUAUUUGGAAUAUGAUCCCAUUAUUGGCAGCAAAUUUUAGGUGACAAAUGAGAAAGCUUGUAAAUGUAUGCAAAAUUUUAUGAUGUAGAGUAGACCAUUCAUAUAAAUUCAUUCACUCAUUUGUUACUGGUUAAUUUAUUUACUUCUUAUGUGUCUCUAUUUUCCGCUCCUUCCAAAAUUCAGAAUCUUUCAGGCAUAGAAAAAAUUGUAUUGCCAGAGAGGAAAAAGGUAUUGUACUAAAAAAAAAAAAACUAUAUUAUAUAUUAGUCAUAACAUGUAAAAAGUGAACAUAAUGAUUGCUUGAAAAUAAAUAUCCAUAUGAAACACUUUGCUAUAGAGCUUCUGUGUAUGUGUGUGUGUGUGUGUGUGUGUGUGUGUGUAUGUGUGUGUAUGUGUGUACAUACAGCAGUCUCUGUAGAAAACCUUAUUUAUAUAUAAACAUGUCUUUAUUUUUUUGUACCUACUGUGAAGUUUUGUGUAUUUUGGUGACAUCUAGAAUUGCGAAUGUAGCUCCUCCCACUGCCUCCCUUGUAGGGACUUAGGCUGUGCCAGUAUGAGGCAGACUGUCUCUUAGGUCUUUAGUUGCAUGGAGUUGAUCAGUGUCCUGUGAAUCUCUGGUCAGGGAGAGUGAGUGUAGAUGAUGAGAAACCAAUGAGAAAAAAACAUUAAAAGUUCCUCCUUGA
Scylla paramamosain (green mud crab) is the source of this 3863-nucleotide messenger RNA. Its product is annotated as protein abrupt-like. Lineage: Eukaryota; Metazoa; Arthropoda; Malacostraca; Decapoda; Portunidae. Gene Ontology annotation, molecular function: protein binding. The transcript has 5 exons. Gene Ontology annotation, biological process: regulation of transcription by RNA polymerase II. The record is from RefSeq and is a predicted model, not a curated record. Gene Ontology annotation, cellular component: nucleus. Bases 379 to 2007 code for a protein of 542 amino acids.